AUGAGACGUUUUCCAAAAACUCCAUCGAACGAUAACAAUCGUUCUACUUCUCCAACUUUGCUUUCAUCUAACGUGGCUGCCAAUGCGACUACCACUGCGUCAAAUCAUUCCGGCAGCGCAAAUAGCAACUCAAAUAAUACACCAAAUGCUACUUUUAGUGUCAGCAACAACGUCUCGGGCACAAGUACAUUUUCUUGGUCUUCUGUGGCGGCUGCAAACAGUAAUAACGCUACAUUAAACCGUUCUCUUCAGCAUGAAACAUCCGAGAAAUCUGAUGUACCUGGUUCUAAUGAUUCCGCCUUGAAUCCUUUCAAAUAUUCCAAGGAAUUCAUGAUUAAACUAUAUAAGCCAGUAGGGUUGCCUUUGGAAUUUGAGCGGCACGAAUAUAUUACAAGCGAAGAGCCGUUACAACCAAUGGCAUUGAUAGUACCAACAGAACAGGAACAAAAGCUUUUAUCGGGUGCUUCUGUUAAUAGUGAUCUCACCCGUCGUAUCGCCUCCAGUAACCCAGGGGGUGUUAUUACAGGGAGUGAGCGUGUAGAAAGAGAUAGAGUACCAUAUUCUCCACGAAAUGAUAAACAUAUCAAUACGGGGCUUACUUCGCCCAGAGGAGAAAGAUUCGGUGGAAUUAUUGGGGGUGUACUCAAUAGUGGGCGAACGAGCCCACGAAGUAGUCGCCCACCUCGAACACCCGGAUCUUUAAAUCCUUCUACAGACGAUCCAAUUUGGAAUGGUGUAGUAACUAGAAAUGCAGUAGGGACUUUUGAUAGCAAUGGAGUGUUUCGAAUUCAAGGAAGUAAUGUAGACGAAGAAUCUCCUGAUAAAUUAAAGAAAGAUGAUCCCGAACCUAAUAAAAAAAUCGAUCAAGAGCUUGAAAAGAAAAAUCAAACCGAUCGUUCGGAUACAAGCGAUUAUACAAAAUCCCUUCAAAGCGAUAAUAUAACCUCCGGAAAGGAAUGCUCGGAGUCAAACAAUAAAUCUUUAAAUAAUGAUGAGGAUGCAACAAAGACGAAUUUAUCGCUAGAAGGAUUAAAUUCAUCAUUACAAGAGAAACCACCAUUUCAACCUGUUAAUCAACAUACGCAAGCAGAACCAAAACAAAAUAUGGUACAGGGAUGGCAAGGGUUGCAAGAACCAAGUCAACUAGGGGAUGAUAUCAUAGAUCCGCAAGAUGAGUUUCACCUACAAGAUGAACAAAAUGAGAAGUCACAAUUACAACUAAGAUGGCAUGAAUCCGAACAAAUAUCACUGCAACAUCAAAAUCAUCAAAAUUCACAACAGCUAUUACUUCAACAGCAGCAAAUAAUGCAGGAUCAACAACACCGUCAACAGCACGCGAUGCAGCAACAGCAUCACCAACAAUUACUGCUACAACAUCAUUUUGACCCUGAUCAAGAUGAUGAUGUGCUUAAGGAAGCGUUUUCGUACCCAAAUAUGGGAGGCAACACACCGCCAAUGUCUCCUCCAGGGAAAACAAAGUAUUCCACGCACUCUAUACUUGGCCCAAACAGUGCUUUUGGUGAUACUAAUCCUGGGGUAACAAGUCUCUUUCCUGGCACAAGUCUAAAUUCAGAAUCAAGAAAACAAUCAGAACAAUCUAAAUGGUUGUAUAGAGACCCGAGCGGUAAUAUUCAAGGACCAUUUAGCAGUCAAGAAAUGAAUGAUUGGUAUAAAGGAGGAUUUUUCGUACUUAGCCUUUUAGUUAAGAGGGUGGAAGAUGCCGCAUUUGAGCCAUUAGGAGCUUUAAUUCGAAAAACCGGUGAUGAUGAGAGACCUUUUUCUGCACCAAUUAUAGGCAAUAGACCAUCUUUAACGAUUUCUAUGCCAAAUAAUUCUUCACGGUUAGUAAAUGAUCCAUUUCAACGCGCUUGGGGUGCGCCUAAUUCCCCUAGUACCGCUCAAUUGUUUCUAGAACAUCAACAAAGAUUUAAUCCCUUUGGAGGAACCACAUCUGUACCAACAACACCGUUUGACAGAUAUCAAUUCAAUGGGGUGUUUGGUCGCAACGAGGUUUCAAAUGGAUGGAAUGAUCUAGGAACAACGAGCUCUACAUGGGGGCCAUCAGAUAGUUAUGCAUCAAACGGUGGUAAUCUUUCACCUCGUUUGCAAGCUCCAAAUUCUCCUCCAUUAUUCAACAGUAAUGCAACAUUUAAUGUAUCACCACCUCAAACAUAUCUUGAACAUCAACGAGCGUUUAAUCCACAAAUUGAGAGACAACAAUACUUAAUGAUGCAACAAAGACAAUUACAGCAGAAUCAACAUGCUUAUCCAGAUUCGUUUAUCCGCCAACAACAGCAAAGUUAUGUUGGUCUAUCUGGACCAGUUUCAGCACCAAUUACAAAUGCUCCAAAUUCUCCAUUCAUUGAUGUAAUAACGAGAAACGCAGGUUGGUCAACCACAACAGAACAACAACCACCUCCAGCUUCGCCAUGGGGAAUAAUAGCUCCCGGUGUUGGCGCUACACCAUCCCGGGUUCAACAGUCUGAAGAUUCGGGAUAUUUUGGUAUCAGAAAAGAAUCCAAUUUUGGAUUACAACAAUCAACUCAUGAUGAGCGGCCACCCAAUCGUACUAAUGAUCGGUCAUACGAGGUUGUCGGUGGACAAGCUCAAGAACCAACCUUUGAGAAAAAUUCAAUGAACGAGGUUAUUGAGUCAAUGUCAAAAUUAAAUCCAGUAGAUGAAAAAGUCAAUUUAAACAAAAUCGAUGGAAACUUUAAUAUAGUGGAUAAAAUAGAAUUGUCACCGAAGUCUAAAUUAGAGGAACCUAUUCAUCAACCAAUACAAAAGGAAGAAGCUUUACGUUCAAAACCUUCUCUACGUGAAAUUCAGGCAGAAGAAGAACGUAAAAAGCAGCAUGAAGAAAAGGAAAAGUCGGUUGUGAUUUCAAGCGUCUCCACGAACAAUGUCGCUGGUAAAAUACCUCAACCAUUAAAGUCAGCAAAUUCGGCAUGGGUGAACAAUAGUCCUGUUACACCAUCCUCACCCGCUCCAUGGGCUAAAGAUGAUGAUCAUCCCACUCAAAAAACUCCAUCUCUACGUGAAAUUCAAGAAAUGGAAGCUCGAAAAGCCGUUGAAAGAAAAGCUGCUGCUGUAACUGCAAAUUCAUAUGCAUCUACUUCUUAUAAGGAUGAUGUGACAAUUUCAACUACUUCAUGGGGCAUAGUUGUUCCCACAUCAUCUAACGAAUCAGAUUCGUCUUCACUCUCUACUUCACCUGUUGUGACCACACCAGCUUGGCAAUCAAACAAUACUACCCCCAAAAAGACACUAAGAGAAAUUCAGAAAGAGGAGGAAGAAGCGAUGAAGAAGCGCAACAAGAUUCGUGAGAUGCAACAGGCGUUGGUUAGCUCUUCCGCAUCUAGUGGAACGACUGCCCAAAAUAACAUGGGAAAACGUUAUGCAGAUACGGUAUCCAUUGGAAAUGUGAAUGUAAAUCCGAAGAAGCCAUCGAUAAGCUCUACGACUAAUGCCUGGACAACUGUUGCAAGUAAAACAUCUACUCGCAUCACUACUGCUACUCCAGCGAAUAUAAAUUUUAACUCAAGUAGCGUAUUAUCUGGUGCAACAAAAACAGCUACUAAAGAUGCUUCGCUUUUAGAUUCCGAACACAAGUCGAUCAACGGCGUUCAGACUGGAUUAAGAGUUGUAAGCCAAUCUGCAAAGCCUGCUGAGGCCUUAAAAAGUGGUACCAGAACAACUGCUAACACGGGUAUACCCAAAUCCACGACAAAUAAAUUUUUAAAAUGGUGUAGAAACGCUUUGCGAGGAUUGAAUAAUCCUAAUGUUGAUGAAUUCAUUCAGAUGUUAUUAACAUUUCCGCUUGACCCACCCCCGGAAACUAUUGAGAUUAUUCAAGAUUCUAUUUAUGCCACCUCACCGACACUAGAUGGCCGUCGAUUCGCUGACGAAUUUAUUAAAAGAAGGAAAGCUGAUGCAAAUGGAUUGCCAAUGAGCAGCUUAUUAAGCCAUCAUUCGGACAGUAAAUUGAACAAAGAUCUUACAAAUGGAAGCAAUAGUGCAAAGGAUGAUUAUACAGGGAAUGGUGCUGGCGCUUUUAAAGUUGUAACGACUAAAAAGAGUAAAAAAAAUAAGCACUGA
Messenger RNA from Cetraspora pellucida, 4098 nucleotides. The record is from the annotation of a GenBank genome assembly. Lineage: Eukaryota; Fungi; Glomeromycota; Glomeromycetes; Diversisporales; Gigasporaceae.